Messenger RNA from Solea solea (common sole), 3095 nucleotides. It is a transcript of the gene ddx21, whose product is annotated as DEAD (Asp-Glu-Ala-Asp) box helicase 21. Gene Ontology annotation, molecular function: RNA helicase activity; ATP binding; RNA binding. Lineage: Eukaryota; Metazoa; Chordata; Actinopteri; Pleuronectiformes; Soleidae. The record is from RefSeq and is a predicted model, not a curated record. The transcript has 16 exons. The coding region runs from base 84 to 2378 and encodes 764 amino acids.
CGCCUUGCUGCGCGUUCCUUUCCACCCGCGUGCCCGAGGGUUAGCCUGCGUGUCUACUCUGAAGGAUUCCAUCAAGAGAGAGAAUGCCGUCAAAAAUCAUCUUUGACACCGAAGAUCAAGUUAUGGAGGAGAAUGUGGACACUGUUAUCGAGGCUAAAACCCUUAAGAUCAAGAACAAAGAGGGCAAGAAGUUGAAGAAGAUGCAGUUGGAGGUCCAGGCAGAGCAGGAGGAACCAGACUGUGAACCUCCAGCACCGAAGAAGAAAAAGAAAAAAGACAAGCUGGCAGCGGAACAAGUGAACGACCACACAGAUGAGGCCACAGACUUGAAUGGAAACUGUAAUGGUAUUGAAACACCAAAGAAGAAGAAGACUAAGAAGAACAGUGAGGGAGACACAGAGAUGAAAAAGAAACAAAAGCAAGCAACUAUAGAGGCAGAAACCAAUGGACAUUCCAAGCCAAACACCCCUGUACAGACACCCAGCCAGACACCAGCACAGUCCAGUGAAGAGUCUGCUAGUGACGGCGAGAAAGAAACGGCGGAGACUCCAGAGCAGAAGGAAGGGGCCUUCUCCAACUUCAGGAUCUCUCAGGUCACCAUUGAUAAACUUAAAGCUCGGGGAGUCUCUUACCUGUUUGACAUUCAGGUGAAGUGUUUUGAUCAUGUAUAUGAUGGAGAAGAUGUGAUUGCCCAAGCUCGAACAGGAACAGGGAAGACUUUCUCAUUUGCCAUUCCCUUGGUGGAGAAGCUCCAGGGUUCAUUGGAGCCCGUCGUCAGAGGGAGAGCUCCCAAGGUCCUUGUGUUGACUCCAACCAGAGAGUUGGCAAUCCAGGUUGCUAGGGACUUCAAAGAUGUCUCAAAGAAACUAUCCAUCACCUGUUUCUAUGGAGGCACCUCAUACAACCCACAGCUCGAUGCUAUUCGUAAUGGCAUUGAUAUUUUGGUUGGAACCCCUGGUCGCAUCAAAGACCACACCCAGAACAAUAAACUUGACCUGACCAAAGUCAAACACGUUGUUCUGGAUGAAGUGGACCAAAUGUUGGACAUGGGAUUUGCCGAACAGGUUGAAGAAAUAUUGGCCUUAUCGUACAAGAAAGACGCUGAAACAAAUCCCCAGACCCUGCUGUUCUCAGCCACCUGCCCUCCCUGGGUCUACGAUGUGGGCAGGAAAUACAUGAGACCGGGAUGCAAACACAUCGACCUGAUUGGCAAGAAAACACAGAAAGCUGCAACGACUGUGGAACAUCUGGCCAUAGCCUGCCACUGGUCACAGCGCAUAGCCGUGUUGGGCGACGUGAUCCAGGUUUACAGCGGCAGCCACGGCAGAACCAUUGUGUUCUGUGAGACAAAGAAAGAAGCCAACGAGCUGGCCUUGAAUGCAUCGAUCAAACAGAGUGCACAGUCCCUCCAUGGCGAUAUUCCUCAGAAACAGAGAGAAACAACACUGAAGGGCUUCAGGAACGGGUCUUUUGAGGUUCUGGUUGCCACCAACGUUGCAGCCCGUGGAUUGGACAUUCCUGAAGUGGAUCUCGUCGUCCAGUGCUCUCCACCCAAGGAUGUGGAGUCAUACAUCCAUCGUUCAGGUCGUACAGGUCGAGCUGGCAGGACUGGAGUCUGCAUCUGUUUCUACCAGAGGAAAGAAGAGGAUCAGCUGCGCUAUGUAGAGAACAAAGCGGGUAUCACAUUCAGACGAGUUGGUGUUCCCACGGCCAAUGACAUCAUCAAGUCAUCAAGCAAAGACGCCGUCAAGUUUCUGGACUCUAUUCCCGCCACAGCUAUUGAAUACUUCAGAGCAUCAGCUGAGAAGCUGAUUGCAGAGAGGGGAGCAGUCGACGCAUUAGCUGCAGCGCUGGCACAUAUUUCUGGAGCCACAAGUCUUGAGCAGAGGUCACUGCUGAACUCUGAUGCUGGUUACACGACGAUACAGAUGGUGUGCUCUCAGGAGAUGCAUAACAUGGGCUACGCUUGGAAAACGGUCAAAGAGCAACUUGGUGAAGAGUAUGAUAACCUCAUCCAAAGAAUGACCUUCCUCAAGGGCAAAAUGGGAGUUUGUUUUGAUGUCCCAGCUGACAAAGUCAAAGAGAUUCAGGAGAACUGGACAGAUGGCCGCCGCUGGGAACUGACUGUGGCCACAGAACUCCCCGAGCUGGAGGAGAAGCAGUUCAACAACCGCGGUGACAGAGGCUUCGGCGGCGGUGACCGAUCAGGAGGGUUCAGAGGCGGAAGGGGGCGUAGUUUUGGUGGGAGCGGUGGCCGCAGCAACGGGUUCCGGAGUGGCGGGGGGCGUGGUGGCGGCGGUGGCCGUGGCGGUGGUGGCCGCGGCUAUGGCAACAGAGGAGGACAAAAACGAAGCUUCAGCCAAGCUUUUGAUUACUGAAGCAUCAACCUGUGGACUGAUAAGACUGUGUCACCCUUGUGGGGAUGACAGCUGUUUUUAUUGGCUGACAGUGAUGAGGCGUUAUAUGUAACUGGUGGAAAUCUCUAUGAUCGCACAGGAAAUAUUCAUAGGUUCAAUGCAUAUGACACGAUGUUUCAAAUAUCUUAUCUGAGUUUGGUUUAUUUCUAAGAUCUGAAUUUCCAUGGUCUAUAUAUAAACACAGUACCGCUGGAAGCCAUUUUGUAAUGCCUGAUGUGUUUCUUUGAUGCAACACGUUAGAUAAAACUCAUGAAAUUUACAGAGAAUUCAAUAUUUUUGGCUAAUCCACCUAUAGAUGAAAUCUGGUGGUAUAUGAAAGUUUGAACAUGUUAUUCAUUGAGUUUUAGACAAAGUGUUGCAUCGUUUUUUAUCAUGGGUGUUUGGGGAACAGUGGCAGCAAUCGCACUUAAUCUAAGGCGCACCAUCAUGAUUUAAGGCCGACAACAAUGGAUAACUGAGUGUGUAGCAUUUACUUUAUUGCAGAUGCUGUGGGAGACACUGUCUUCACAGACAACAGUGAUCAAAGAGGUUUUAACCUCCGUGCAGCCUCACCCUCAGCUGAAACCUCUCCCCAAAUUAUUGGAUGAUUGCUUUGCAAUUGCCUCUAUUUAAUAUCUGUGUCUUACCACUUUCAUUCAUUUGAAUGAAAUUACUUCUUCAUUAAAAGGUCAACUCCGA